UUUUAGCGACGACAGGUGUCGCUGUGACGUCUUGUGUUUGUGACUUUGACCGGAAACAGUCAAAGAAGCAGUAUCGCUGCAGGGAAAAUCAAAAUGUCUGCUCCAAAAACCAUCCCGAAAGACGCGCAGGUGAUGAUCCAGAUCCUGAAGGACAUGGGCAUCACAGAGUAUGAGCCCCGAGUCGUCAACCAGAUGCUGGAGUUCACCUACAGAUACGUCACCACCAUCAUCGAGGACGCUAAGAUCUACUCCUCGCACGCCAAGAAGCCCAGCGUUGAUGCCGAUGACAUAAAACUGGCCAUUCAGUGUCGGAUGGACCAGUCCUUCACAUCCCCCCCACCCAGAGACUUCCUGUUGGAGGUGGCCCGACAGAAGAACCAGACUCCCCUCCCGCUCAUCAAACCCUACACCGGACCCCGACUUCCUCCAGACCGCUACUGCCUGACUGCCCCGAACUACAGACUGAAGACGGUCCAGAAGAAGGUGUCAUCAUCUGCCAGCAGGAUAUCAGUUCCUCGCCUGAGUGUGGGUGCUGUGACCAGCAGACCGACCACGCCCACGCUGGGGACGCCGUCGGUCCAGUCUGUCACCACCAAGGUUGGCACGCCAGUCUCUCUAACGGGUCAAAGGUUCACCGUUCAGAUCCCGCCCCCUUCUCAGACCAGUACCACCAAAACCGCCACGCCGUCCACCCCGUCCGUCUCUAACGUCCUCAUAAACCCGUCUCUGAUUGGAUCCAAAAACAUCCUCAUCACCACCAACAUGGUGUCACAGAACAGUGGGGGCGCCAGCGAGUCACUGAAGAGGAAACAUGACGACGAUGACGAUUACGACGCUUUAUGACGAAAAUGAUUUUUUACUUAACUUACUGUUAGAACUAGAUUAAGAGACUAAAAAAGUGUCCCCACCAGUGAGAACCAGUGAGAACCAGUGAGAACCAGCGUGAACCAGUGUGAACCAGUGUGAACCAGUGAGAGCCAGUGGGAAGCAGUGAGAACGAGUGUGAAC
Cynoglossus semilaevis (tongue sole) is the source of this 1008-nucleotide messenger RNA. It is a transcript of the gene taf9, whose product is annotated as TAF9 RNA polymerase II, TATA box binding protein (TBP)-associated factor. The coding region runs from base 94 to 843 and encodes 249 amino acids. Gene Ontology annotation, molecular function: protein heterodimerization activity; RNA polymerase II general transcription initiation factor activity; transcription coactivator activity. The record is from RefSeq and is a predicted model, not a curated record. Lineage: Eukaryota; Metazoa; Chordata; Actinopteri; Pleuronectiformes; Cynoglossidae. Gene Ontology annotation, biological process: RNA polymerase II preinitiation complex assembly; DNA-templated transcription initiation. Gene Ontology annotation, cellular component: transcription factor TFIID complex; SAGA complex. The transcript has 7 exons.